Uranotaenia lowii is the source of this 1694-nucleotide messenger RNA. RefSeq names its product zinc finger protein 568-like. Gene Ontology annotation, biological process: regulation of transcription by RNA polymerase II. Bases 120 to 1298 code for a protein of 392 amino acids. Lineage: Eukaryota; Metazoa; Arthropoda; Insecta; Diptera; Culicidae. The transcript is spliced from 3 exons. Gene Ontology annotation, molecular function: DNA-binding transcription factor activity; RNA polymerase II cis-regulatory region sequence-specific DNA binding. The record is from RefSeq and is a predicted model, not a curated record.
AAAUCAAUUACGACAUUAUGAAAAUUUCUGGCAGUAUUUUUAUUUGUAUUGAGUACGAUGUGCGUUAAGUGAAAACAGCUGAUCCAAUAACAACAGUGUAUACAUAUAUUAUUCGAACCAUGGAUCACGAAUUCGAUGUUGUGGAGUUAGAUGAAGAUUUGGUGGAAUACGUAGAAGAAAGCGAUGUUAUUGCCGACGAAACCGAACUCUGUGAUGAAGAUUUCAGUGCGACAAAUCUGCCUGUGUAUAGCUGCAAUUCUUGCAACAUGCUAUUUCAUUCGGUCGAUCGUCAUAUUCAGGAUUUCCACGAUGCCGAUGAUGUUCUCAUUGAUGAGAACCAAGAAGAUACAGAAGCUACGCAUGUUGGAGAGGAAAUAAAAUAUGGAUUCGAAGUUAUUUCAGACGACAGUGAGCCGAUUGAAUCGAGCACAGCAGCAACUGGUUUCGAGUGCAUGGAAUGCAGUGUCGUUUUAAAGUCGUUAAGGAGCCUGAAGCUUCAUCAAAAAAUUCACCAAACUGUCUCCGAAGAGCACACUAGUAGCCAGCUACAAAGCAUGUUCCAUUGUAAGAAUUGCAAUCGCAAUUUCGAUGAUGAGGAGCAUUUAGCGCUGCAUACGCAAGGACAUCUCAAUCAUUCCGGAUCAAGGAAUGAUUCGCGAGUAGCGAUUGGAACAACAGCUGACGUCAGCAAACAAGCAAAUUACCCGUGCAGUUAUUGUGGCAAGUUGUUCAAACGACCUUACGAAAAGGUGAAACACGAAAGGAUCCACACAGGAGAGUGUCCAUUCGGAUGUAGUGUCUGCGGUAAAAGAUUCCGGACUUCCAACUCCCUGCAGAUUCAUCUACGUACUCAUGACGACAGUCGGCCGUUUGUCUGCUCGUUUUGUAAGAAAAGAUUCAGCUCUCAAUCGGCCUAUAAUCACCAUCUUAAAACGCACUCAGAUGCACGCAACUAUCACUGUUCGAUGUGCAACAAAAGUUUUAAGACGGUCGUCCAGCUUAAUGGACACCGGAAGACACACCUGAAACCUUUUCCGUGUGGGGAAUGUGGUCGUUCGUUUGGAGCGUUGUAUCGCGCACGGAAGCACAUGGAAACGCACCAUAAACAGGGGGCGGCGGAAGGCAACAGUAAACUGAACCAUCGAUGCGACAUCUGCGGGUUUGUCUAUGGUCGUCAGUGUGCCCUGGAGGAACACCGGCGUUCAGAGCAUGGGACUGAGCUGCCCAGUGAAAGCAGCAGCGACGCGUUUAUUGAGGUAGAAGUGUUCAUGGACGAAAGCAGCGUGAUAGAACUGUGAUAUAUGUUGAAAUUAAACCUGUGACAUAGAAUGUUUUGUUUUAAUCUCCUUUUUUUUACUCUCUAUAUGUAACGGAUCAAAUAUCUGAUAAUUACAAUUCUGUGAAUUACUCUAUGCAUAUAAUAAUUAAAAUUGCAUGUGCUGUUUGCUAAAUAUGGUUCCACUUGCACUUUACACGUGUGUAUUGUGUUUUAUUCUAAUAAAAACAAUAAUAAUGCUGUUUAAUAGCUAUUGUACCAUGUCUUUUCCAUUCUUGAGUUAUGGUUUUGAGUAGUUAUAAGUUUGCAACACUUUAUUCCAUAAUCUUUCCUUGAAGUUCCGCGUAUUACAUUAUUAUAAAACAUAUUAUUUUAUAAACAAUUUUUUUAAUAAAUGAAGAUUUACAGGCAUUAUAUG